AUGGAUGUAUAUUCAAUUCUGAAUGAUGUUGCUGAUUGUGGGAAUGUUACAUAACAGCACAUCCAUAAUAUGCAUGUGAGUUUUUUAGGAGACACAUAGUAAUAAUUUGAAUUUAUAAAUUUUAGAUAGUUCACCAAAUAAUUAGAAUGUUGUUAUUUAAAAAUAAUAAAGAACUUUAAUGGGACAUCUAAACAACAUAGAAAGUUAUUUGAAAAUGUUACUGAAAAAUUUGUUACAUUUAUGAUAAAAAAAUGGAAUGAAUCUACACUUCCCGCCCAAAAGACUCGAAAAUAAAUUAGCACAGAUAACACUAGAAGGUUUAUUGAAUUAAUAGUAUUAUAGCUUCCUUCUCUAUUUAAUGUAAUUGUUUGCAGAAGGUUUAGACUCUUAAAAUUUUGCAACAAGAAUAUGUUGUGGAAGACAUCUGUUUAUGAUCUUAAGAUGUAUUCCACCUUAGUUAUUGAAUUAGUUGGUGGAUGAGAAAACUGCAUAUGACAUGCUCAAUCACACAGUAGGUUUAUUCAAGAAUACAAAAUUAUAAAAGACAGGGAAAACAUAAAAAGGUUUGGCUGUAAAAUUGGGUUCUUAUUUAUAACAUAUUGCUUUUGAGGAAAGAAAAUAAAAUAAAUUAAAAUAAGCAAUAGUAGCAUUGAAAUAUGAAAUGGUUAGAACAAUUUGUGAAGAUGAUAAAAAAGAGUUGAGAUUAGAUGCAUUAACAAAUACAGAAUUAAAUGAUUCAACUCUUCCAUUUAUAAUAAUUAGAAUUAGAGAUACUGAUGUAGAUGUGAGACUUUAAGUUUUUAAAAAACUUAUGAAAAAUCAUUUUUCUAUAUCAUAAUUAACAACAUUAGAUUUAUAUUAAGUAAUAUAUGAUGGUUUAAAAAACAGUAGUUAAAAAGUAGUAGAAUAAUGUGAAUUAUUUUUACAAUAAUCAUUUGGUAAGAUAAUUUAAGAUGAUUCAAUAAUAUAAGAGGAUUCAAAAUAAAAAUCAGCUAGAAAAUCAAUGAAUGUUGAAUAAGUAAAUCAUAUUAAUGAAGCUGUAAAGAGAUUUUUAAAUUUAUUUUAAAUUGAUAAAACUUUAAUAUUUCCUUAAUUAUAUUCCACAAUAUUAGAUGGAUUGAAAGCAAUCUUAAAAUCUGCUCAUUAAGAUGAAUUAUCAACUUAUUUUAGGGAUGCAUUAAGAAAUUUAAGUAAUUAAACAAGUGGACCAGAAAUGUCUUUUAUUAAAGUUUUAUGUUAGAUGUCUUAAAAUUAAGAAUAGAAAACAUAAUUAUAAUAAUAAAUGAAUUUAAUAGUAGAUCAUAAUUUCCCAGAAGGAACAUAAUUUGCUGAAAUUUUUAAUUAAGACUUAGAUUUAUUGCAAUAUUAUGAAUUAUUAUAAUUAGCAUAAUUACUUAUAAAUUAAGAAGAGAUAGGAAGAACAAAGCUUUUAGAUAAAAUGGUUUAAUUUAUAAGCAAGUAUAAAAAAUUAGAAUGUUAAAGAUUACAUAACUAAAAGUUUAAUGAGAUAUAUGAAGAUAGAAGUGAUUAAGAAUUAGAGAGUAGAUGGUUUGCAUAACAUCAUUUUGAAAUGCCUAUAAUAAAAAGUUAUUAUGAAUUAAUGAUUCCAUCAAUAAAAGUAAUUAAACUUUUAGUAUCUUCCUAAGAUUAAAUGGCAGAAUAAGUAUUUAAAGUGAUAUAAGAUCUAUAAAAAUAGAUUAUUGUUGAAAAUAUUUAAUAAUUAGAAUAAACAUUGUAAGUUAGAAAAGAAGAAAGAUAAAAUUUAGAAUAAGAAAAGGAAGCUUUAAUUAAAAAGAAGAAGCAAAAUGUUUAAUCCUUAUAAUUAAAUGAAUAACUUUUAGAAUAAAAUGAAAAGGCAAUGUAACAAACACUAAAUGAAUUGGAUAAAAUGAAAUAACAUAAUAAAAAUAUUGAUAUUCAUUGUUUAUAUUUAUUGGAUGCUUUGUUUAAUUAAUUUGAUAUAGCUAAAAUAGAAGAUAGAAUAUUUAUUAGAUUAAAAACUAUCAUUACAACAAUAAGUGAGAAAUAUAAAAGUGGAGAUGAUUGUUUAGCAAAGAAAUUGAGUUUUAGAUGUUUAGGAUAUAUUCCAUUAUUUGGUAUUGAUGUUGGAGGAUCUACUAUUGCAACAUUAGCCAGAAUUUUGGAUUAAUCUAUUCCUACUUAAAAAAAUAAUGAUAAUCCUAUGACUAUAACAGCUUUAAGAAGUAUUUUGGAUGCAUUAUUAAUGUAUGAUGAUGAUUAGGCAUGGGUUAUUGAUUCAGAAACAUAUGGAAAAUAAAAGAUUUUAUCAAUUAUUAUGAAAUUUGCCUUCAAAUCAGAAGGAGUAAUUUAAGCUAUAGCAUUAGAAGGAUUAUGUAAAUUAUUAAUUCAUGAUAAAAUUUUGAAACCCUAAGUUUGGAUAGCUUAAUUUUUAUUUUUGUGGUUUGAUGUUAAAUUACGUUCUCAAUAAUUACCUUUGUAAAUUGUCACUAGUUUUCUUAAACUUUAUAUUACAUCUUCUUUACAAUUUUUAAGAAUAUUUGAAAAGGGAUUGGAAUUAUACUUUAGUAUUUGUUGCUAUUUGCAUUAUGUGAAAGAUUAAAUUUUGAAUCCUGAUCUCUUUGAUACAUAAUAAUGGCAAGAAAACUCAUUAAUAUAAGCAGCAAGUGCAGGUAUAAAAAUGAUGAGCUAUAAAAUAAAUGGUUAAAAAUCUAAUCCAUCUUUGGCUGAAUUUAAAGAUAUUUUAGAAUCUAGAUCUUUUGAAUCUGACUUUAUUGGACCCCAAGAAAGGUUUAUUAUGUAUUUGUGUAAAUUAGUCAGUGAUCAUAAUAAUAUUAUACUUUAAAAGGUCAUCACUUAAGUUACAAAAUAAGCAGACUUUUUAGAGAUGUAUGAUAUUAAGGAAGAUGAUAAUAAUAAAUUGAAACCUAAAUAAUCAUUUUAUUAAAGCUUAAUAAUUAGUUUAGAAUAAUGUAUAGAAAGAUUAGAAAAGGCUAAUGCUGAUGUUAAAAAUGAGAACAAUUUUUUGAAGGUUUUACAAGAGGAAGUUGGAUUACAAGCCUAAGAUGAAGGACAAGUUCUUAGAGAUGCAAUAAUGAAAGAUUUUGAAUUAUAAAGAGAAGAUGCAAAUAAUUUAGUUAAAGAAUUAAAGAAAUAAGGAAUCAUAAUUUAAGGAUAAAAAUAAAAAGAAUAAGUUCAAGCUGAAGAAAAUUACUAAGGUAAAUUAAUAUAUUCAUAUUUCAAUAGGUGAAUCUGAUUCAGAUGAUGGAGUCAAAAAAAAGAGAAAAUAAUCAAGUGACUCAGAGAUUCCAACUAGAAAGGGAGGUAAUAAAAAAAGAAGAUGA
This is a messenger RNA of Paramecium pentaurelia, 3323 nucleotides long. NCBI's taxonomy places the organism in Eukaryota, Ciliophora, Oligohymenophorea, Peniculida, Parameciidae. The record is from the annotation of a GenBank genome assembly.